AUGGAUGCUCUGCGAGUCCGCCGGCGCCGGGGGCGGGGAAGCACUCGCUUGGCUGCGCGCUGGCCCCGCCCGGGCCCCGGCCGGAGCGCGGGGCCGCCCCCUUCCUCCCUCACUGGCGCUGGGCUGAGCCGGGAGCCGAGAAACGGAGCCGGUCCUGAGCUCCCUGUUUGGUUUUUGGGUGGCGGCAGCCUGAGGAGGAACAUGGCGCUCGUAGGCAACGGAGCCGACCAGGAGGCGGACGAGGACAUCUUUGAAGAUGCAAUGGAAACCAUUUCUAUGUUUUCUCGCACAGAUAUGGCAACAAGCAGCCGUCCCUUUGCAUCACUUGAUACAAAACUGGCCUCUGGACGGCUCGGAUCAUCUAAUGUGAGCAGGUCAACAUCAAACAAGGUGGAUCUCAAGUGUGGCCUAGAAGAAUGUGAAGUGGCAUUGAACUUAUUUCUAAGUAACAAAUUUUCAGAUGCCUUAGAAUUGCUUCGACCAUGGGCUAAGGAGAGUAUGUACCAUGCUUUGGGCUACAGUACUAUUGUGGUGUUGCAGGCGGUCAUGACCUUUGAGCAACAGGACAUCCAGAACGGCAUUUCUGCCAUGAAGGACGCAUUACAAACCUGCCAAAAAUACAGGAAAAAAUGUACAGUUGUAGAAUCUUUCUCAAGUCUUCUUUCUAGAGGAUCACUGGAGCAGCUGACUGAAGAGGAAAUGCAUGCCGAAAUCUGUUAUGCCGAGUGUCUCCUACAGAAAGCAGCACUCACGUUUGUGCAGGAUGAAAAUAUGAUCAACUUCAUCAAAGGUGGACUCAAAAUUAGGACAAGCUACCAAAUAUACAAAGAAUGUCUUUCUAUCCUGCAUGUAAUUCAGAAGAAUAAAGAUGAACAACAGUUUUUCUAUGAAUUUGAAGGGGGUGUCAAGCUUGGAAUAGGUGCCUUUAAUUUGAUGCUCUCCCUUUUACCAGCCCGGAUUAUCAGACUGCUAGAAUUUAUAGGAUUUUCGGGAAACAGGGAGUUGGGCCUCCUGCAGCUACGGGAAGGUGCAUCAGGAAGAAGCAUGAGAUCUCCACUAUGCUGCCUAACGAUACUAGCUUUUCAUACUUACAUCUCCCUCAUACUUGGUACAGGAGAAGUGAAUGUUGUGGAAGCAGAGAAUCUCCUCGCGCCCUUCCUCCAGCAGUUUCCAAAUGGCUCCCUCAUGUUGUUUUAUCAUGCCCGGAUAGAGCUACUGAAAGGGAAUGUGGAGGAGGCACAAGAGAUAUUUCGAAAAUGCAUUUCAGUUCAAGAAGAAUGGAAACAAUUUCACCAUCUUUGUUACUGGGAGCUGAUGUGGAUAUAUGUAUUCCAACAAAACUGGAUGGAGGCAUAUUAUUAUUCUGAUCUGCUUUGCAAAGAAAGUAAAUGGUCCAAGGCAACGUAUGUGUUCUUGAAAGCUGCAAUUUUGAGUAUGCUUCCAGAGGAGGCUGUCAUAGCAACGAAAGAGGAUGUAGUGUCUUUAUUCAGACAGGUGGAUAGCUUGAAGCAGAGAAUUGCAGGGAAAUCUAUCCCUACUGAGAAGUUUGCUGUCAGAAAGUCUCGUCGUUACUCUGCCUCGUUGCCUGCACCUGUGAAGCUCAUCGUGCCUGCCCUGGAAAUGAUGUAUGUCUGGAAUGGUUUUCCAAUAGUGAGCAAGAGAAAAGACCUUUCCGAAAAUCUGUUGGUCACUGUCGAAAAGGCUGAGGCUACUUUACAAAAUGAAAACAUGAGCGACUACUCUGUGGAUGACGAGUGUCUGGUAAAGCUGCUGAAAGGGUGUUGCCUGAAGAACCUGCAGCGGCCCUUGCAAGCUGAGCUGUGCUUCAAUCACGUCAUCCAAAGUGAAAAGCUACUGAAGUAUGACCACUAUCUAGUGCCAUUUACUCUGUUUGAGUUGGCCUUUUUGUACAAAAGCCAAGGGGAAAUUGACAAGGCCAUAAAGACCCUAGAAACUGCAAGAAACAACUACAAAGAUUACUCCAUGGAGUCCAGGCUACACUUCCGAAUUCAGGCAGCGCUUCACCUCUGGAAAACGACUUCCUCUGAUUGAUCAGAACAUGAAGGAUGGAGUUUUCCCUCAAUUAGCACCAACAUUUGCUAUAGAUUAGACCUUGUAUUAAAGUGGAAACUGGUCUUGUGAGUGAGAGACAAAAAACGAGUUUUACUGUCAAUAUUUUUUAUCAUCUACGUGGUUUAUGGUUGGUCUGCGUAAAUGUUUUUUUUUUCUUGUGAAACAAUGUUCAAUGUUCAGUACUAUCUAGAAAAUUCUUAUAUUUUGCCUCUCCAAAAAGAAUUUCAUAUUAGAUUUAAAUUGGAGAGUGAAGAAGUCUUUUAAAGGACUCACAGGUACAACAAAGUCUGAUUAGAUUAUUUAUUUUUUUAAUGUGGAAGUUAAUGUUUAAGUAACAAAUGGCUGAUAAAUUGAGCCACUUUUAGAUUUGUUGGUUAGAGAUAUUUUGUUGUCUACUAUUUAAAUUUAAGAGGGGAAAUAAAAAUCACCUACAUUCAAAAUAGAUUAACAAUAAAUAACUUGAAGUCUCCUGAGAGAGACAGGUAGUGGGUGUGAAUAGGGACAGGAUGAUGUCCUUAACGGGUUGAAGAGGAUCGUAUCUAGAAAGACGGUGAAAUGUUAGGUUUUGGGUUUUUUUUUAAUUCCUCAUGUAAGUUAAAGGUGGUGACAUUUUUGAGCAACUCGACUUUUUUUUUAAUGUACUGAAGUCUAUUAUAAAAACAAAACUCAAACUGUCUAAAGGGAAGAAAAAGUCCUAUUUUAGAAAUUAUCCUCAACCUUAGCCAUGAGAGUCUAAAAUACCUACGUUGAUUAUUUUUUUUAUAGGAAGCAAAAUUCCUGCUGCUUUAAAUAUGUAAAAUAUCAAUAAUUUUUAUACUCAUGAUGUUGGUGAGUAAGAUCUAAUUUUCUAAUCUCUCUAUCUAGCACUGUGAUGGUUCCUUGUAGAUAUCUGGACCGUGCUUCGUCCUUUAUCUGGGAAACCCAAUCAGGGAAGAAUGUGGGGAGAGCCUGGCUCUGCUAAUUCAUAGCAGUUACUGGGGUGACCUUUAGAGAGCCCCCUGCUCUUUGCAGCAGCAUAUUGUCCUCAUCUGUGAAAUGGAAAAAGAACAGAUGACUUUUCAAGGUCUCUUUCAGUUUUGUAACUCUGAGUCUGUGUAUUAGGCAUUGUCAGCAAAAAUGUCAAACUGUUUAACCCAAACUGGUACCACAAAGUGCAUGUCUUAUUCUACAAUCCUGUCUACUCCCAGUUCUCCCAUGUGUUGGAGUUAAUGACAGGAUUGCAUCCAGGGUGAGGAAAAAUAAUUCUUGGAUCCAUAAAGCAGGGUGUGGUCCUAUUUCAUUCCAUUUUGAAGAGUAACUUAUCACGGAAACUUAUGCAGUUUAACAGAACAGCCCCAGAUUGGAAGUCUGGAGCCCACCUCUGCUAGUCAGUAGUUCCUUGAUGUGGUGUAAGAUCCUCCAUUAUUUCUGCGACUCCAUUCCCCUCCCAUCGCCCCCCAGGGUGGGGGGCAGGGGAGGAGACAACACAACGCUUGGUGCUUAUGACGGAUCAGUUAGAUAAUCCCUGUGAUAGCUUUUGGUAAACUGUCAAAGGCUAUGUGAAUAUAUGAGUGCUGUAAUAAUUAUGGUUUUUAUGUGCUGAUUACAAUACCAAUACAAAAAUACUGGCUGAGUUGUGGUCUCUGAUGUAAAAUGACAGAAGUGCACAAAUUCCAACACUUCUAAACUUAUUCUUGUGUUUGACACUAACAAUAACCCAGAUUAUGAAUUUACUCCUUACUCUUCAUUCCCUGCUUUGUGAGUCUGUACCUGGCAGAUAUUUUGGUCUUGUUUUCUUUAAGGUACUAAUUCUUGACCAAUACUGAGGAUAUGUUUCCAGUGGGAGAUGAUUAAUACAACCUAAGUCAGAGAACUAGCCCUUCAGACAGCAUGGGGGAGCUCUUACUAUAUGCUAAUCAUAUGAAUUACAUAGCUUUAUUUUAGGUCCAGACAAGAGGAAAUAAAAUGAACCGUUAUUAAAUCACCAGUGGAAAUAUGUUUGAUAAUUAUUUUGUAUACAACUUGAAAAAUAGUUUUAAAAUGCCUUAGAAGAGCUUUGGUAGCAUUACUUUUUCAAAAUAUAAAGACCCAUGUUGUUUUUGUGAGAAGCUGCAGGUCAGAGCGAAAGUCAGUCAAAACUUCUCUUUCUGGUAUAAUUUGAAAACAAUAUGAGGUAUAGUGAUUAUUUUUUUAAAUUUUAUUUUAACUCUGUGUUACUAAACAAAUAUAAAAGAAAUUCCUAUGUCUCAUUAAACUUUUUCCUUUACUUUUUCUUAUCUUGUUUUUCUUUUUAUUUCCUAUUCUUUGUAUUUAAAUUCAGUUAACCAACAUAGAGAACAUCAUUAGUUUAUAUGUGGUUCAAGAAUUUAUCAGUUGCAUGUAACACCCACUGCCCAUCACCCAGUUACCCCACCCUCUCAUCCACCUCCCCUCCAGCAACCCUCAGUUUCUUUCCUGUAGUUAAGAGUCUCUCAUGGUUUGUCUCCGUCUCUCAUUUCUUCCCCUUUGAUCUUCUGUGCUGUUUCUUACCUUCCUCAUGUGAGUGAAACCAGAUGAUAAUCGUCUUUCUCUGAUUGUCCUGUUCUCUUUGUAAUUACCUGAUAAUAUGGAUAAUCAUCCAUUGACUUUCAGUGUUUAAUUGUUGUAAGAUCAUUAACACUACAAAUAUUUCUCUGUUUCCAGCCCUGUUCAUGAUACCCUGGUGGCAUAAGUUUCAUGUGGCAUCAUCUAAUACUGCUUUUUUGGAGUUCCUUUGGAUUCAGGGUGCUUUGUGAAGAAUGAGUGCUGAAGUGACAAUAUUUUAUCUAAUGUUUUGAGGGGCAUAUGUGAUGGGUUUGGGCUGCCAAUGUGUCUGACAGUUUGUGCAAUUUGUGUCAUUUUUGGUAGAAUUUUCUUUUCUUUCUUUCUUUCUUUCUUUUUUUUAAAUAGAGAGCCGGGGUUCUGAUUAGUGCUGUAUAAAUUUUAAGACUCAAGCAGAGGUUCUGCUUUGUAGGAUCAGUGACAAAGAAGGCAUGACUUCUGCUUGAUAAUUAAUGGAAGGUUGACUACAUCAACUCCUAUAUGGACAUAUAUUUUAAUGUUUCUGUGCUUCUCCUGGAUAUAAGAAGGUCUCAAGUCACAUAGGAAAAAGAAGAGCACUGAUUCUGUUUCCUCAACAAGUGGGUAGAAGCUAUAGGGAGGUGAAUUUCAAAUUAGUGUCAAGGAAGAUUUUUAAUCAUUGAAGCCGUCUAAGAGUAUAGCUAUCUCUUUGGCAAAAUAGGCAGGUUAGCAGAGCUAUGGUACUGUCAUUCCUACCUGGGCUGGGAACUUGUAGUUGAACUUUGAGGUCACUUUCUGAGUCUUUGAUAAGGGCUUCAAAUCAGUGGAAUGUGUAUAAAGGUUCACCCCUUCUGAAGACAAGUUGAGUGUUUCUUUUGAAGCUACUGUAAAUGUAGUUACAUUUUGAUAGUUCCUAAUAGUUCCUAUGAUCAUUAUGCUUCUAUUUCUCAUCCUUUCUUUAUUUUACUUUUUUUUUUUUUUUUAAGAGAUCUUAUUUAUUUGACAGAGUGAGAGUGAGGGCACAAUCUGGGCAACAGAGGGAGAGGGAGAAGCAGGCUUUCUGCUGAGAAGGGAGCCCGAUGAGGGGCUCAAUCCCAGGAACCUGGAAUCAUGACCUCAGCCAGAAGGCAGCAUCUUUUUUUUUUUUUUUUAAGAUUUUAUUUAUUUAUUUGACAGAGAGAUAUCACAAGUAGGCAGAGAGGCAGGCAGAGAGAGAGGAGGAAGCAGGCUUCCUGCUGAGCAGAGAGCCCGAUGUGGGACUUGAUCCCAGGACCCUGAGAUCAUGACCCGAGCCAAAGGCAGCGGCUUAACCCACUGAGCCACCCAGGUGCCCCCAGAAGGCAGCAUCUUAACGCACUGAGCCCCCCAGGUACCCCUCAUCCUUCCUUUAAAGUGACUGAAAAGAAUAAUUGGAAAGGUCUUUGUGACUAACUGGAAAAAAAUUUUGGAAUUACUCUGAUUAAUUCAUUGACUUUUCUUUUUACAUAUUUCUAUUUUUCUCCUAUUCUCUCCAUCCUUAUAAAUUCAAAAGCACUUAGUUAAAAUGAGUUAAUGAAGACUCCAGUGAUUGUUUAGAUGCCCUAAGAUUUUGUGAUUCAUAGGGCCUAGAAAGGGUCUUGCGAAAUUAUCUCCUCCCCCCUGCUCCCAACCUCUGGAUGGUUUUGUUUCCCCUCAGUCCUGUUCUGCCGGUGUGGUGACCACUGGCCACUUGGCACUAGCACUUGAAACAUGGCUAGUGGCAUGUGUUGGAAUGAUGCCGAGUGUGAGGGAGUGCUCUUUUAUAUGUGCUGCAGUUUUGUUCAAAGGAAAAAACCUCCCAAAAGCAUGCUUCCUGGAGUUUGGGCUUUUACUUGAUGUUGUUGUAUAUAGUUGUAUUUUCACUUCUGGUUCAAAUAUGUGUCUGUGAGGUUUGCUUUUUCUGUUCAAGUGCCCAUAAACUUUCAUUUCUUCAUUUUAUUCUGCAGAUGAUCAAGGUCAUCUUUGGUCUUUCUCCACUCUCCCAGAGCUCCUUAAAUACUAGACUGAGACUUUAUUUUUAACAUUACUAUUUUAAUCUGAUUUUACAAACGUUCCUUGCUUUUUCAGAAGCAGCAGCACAAACUACUAGAGUUGUAGAGUCACUCACCUUUGAGAUGUUAGUAGGUUUUAUGAUUAAAAUUAUACGUACACACACACACACACACACACACACACACACACAUAUAUAUAUAUAUAUUUUUUUUUAAAGUAGGCUCCACAUCCAGCGUGAGGCCCAACUUGGGGUUUGAACUUGUGAUCCUGAGAUUAAGACCUGAGCUGAAAUUAAGAGCCAGGUGCUUAACUGACGGAGCUACCCAGGCACCCCUAAAAUAAUAUUUUCAAGGUUAACAUUAUUCUGAAGAAUUUGGUGUGCAGUGUUUCAGCAUUGACUCAGCUAUAACAAUAUGACUAUUUAAGGAAUAUUAGGCACUAGUUACCCACUUAUAAUUUGGCAGAUAGUUUAUUUAAAGUUACAUACUUUAAGCCUUUUGCUUCCUAUUAUUAAUUUUUUUUUUAAGACUUUAUUUAUUUAUUUGACAGAGAGAGAUGACAAGCAGGCAGAGAGGCAGGCACAGAGAGAGGAGGAAGCAGGAUCCCUGCUGAGCAGAGAGCCCGAUGUGGGGCUCGGUCCCAGGACCCUGAGAUCAUGACCUGAGCCGAAGGCAGCGGCUCAACCCACUGAGCCACCCAGACGCUCCUAUUAUUAAUAUUUUUAAUAUGUAUGAUAUACUUGAGUGAUGUGUAUUCAUGUAAUUGACAUAUUUUUAAUCUCCAUAGACAGGUCUAUAUCAGAUAGGUAGGUAGAUAGAAAAUAACUUAUAAAUAUGAAACAGACAGUGUUUUAUCCUGUUCUUCCAGAAAGAGUGCUGUAUUUUCUCCAGAUUGUCUCAGCUCCGGCAGACCAGUUAUUUAUAUGUUUUUCUUUACGUUUUAAAGUGCUUGUUUGAAACCCUGUUCCCACUUGCCAUUGUUGAUAGCUUUGUCUUUUUUGUAUCUGCUGUCAUAUUUAGUUAUUUCAGAUUGUUGAAUUUAUCAUGAGAGUGAAUACCUUCUCUGUUGAGCAGUUGUUAUCUGAUUUUGAUGGCAUGGAAGUCCAUUCCAAUCUGUUUAUGACUUGAAAACUGCAGAAAGAAAUGACACAAGAACUAGUUAGUAGAUUCAGAAGGCUGAGCAGGUUCUUGGCCUGACUUAUCCCAAAGGGCUGGGUAGAUCUGGCUUUGGUGGAAGUCUAACCCCCAUUCUGUCCAGUGUAUAAAUGUAUCAGGCAGUAAUACUGUAACCUGACCGUGCAUGGAAAAAUCCAAGCAGCCGCCUCACUGUAUUUAAUAAAGAAUGCAUACAGAUGCCUACAGGUCAGCUGCUUAAUAGGAAAUCUCAAGGUUCUUUGAAGUAUAAUGCUAAGCUUUAAAAAGUAAAACUUGUAUGUUAAUACACAAUACACCUUGUAUGUUAAUCCAGUCAGUAGCUCUUAGAAACACACAGUUAAAGUGGUGAAUGUUAGGGAUGCUGGCAUAUCCCAGUGGGAGCUUUGGUUUUAUUGCUACUUAAUAUUUUCUAGGAAACUUGUUUUAAUUAUAGGUAGUCUGUUAGAUACUAUUUAGGAAAAAAAAAGUUGGUCUCAGUAUAACCAAACUGAUAAGCAGAGAAAUUGGAUACAAUGAAAUGUUUAAGAAUAUUGUGUGUCAUUUCAGUUUUAAAGGAAUUCUGUUUUUUUGAAAUGCUGGAAAGUCUUCCUCAAUUUGAAGGGAUGACACUCCCUGCUUGGGAAAUCAUACAGACAUUUUAAUUCCUUCUUGUCUUUGUUGAAACCAAGUGUCCAGGUUAGUAAAUGAGUUGAAACAAUAUUCAUUUAUUACUUUGCCUUUUAUCUGAAAUGAUUUGAUUCUUCAUAGUAGACAGUUGCUUUCUGUACAGUGAUUUGUUUUUUAAGAAAAUACUUUACAUGAAAAGAGAGAUUUAUGGUAAAUGUUAAUCUUAGACUAUUGAUUUAAUGGUUGAAGAAAACAGUACUGUUGGGUACUUUGAUUUGGAAAAGAAGAACACAUGUAUUCCACUGAUAUGUGCUGUCUAGAAAAAUAACUUCAUUCUGAACCAGUAUGUCACAUUCUCAUGUUGUCUUAGGGGAAAACUUUAUAAGUAGGUUAUAUAUUCUUUUCUUCCCUUUGCUAACUGUUGACAUCCAAACACCUGAAUACCAGCUGAGGCAUUUAUAUGCUAGUAUUUUUAGUAUUUAUUUGCAAAUAUUCAUAGAACUCUUGAAUUUUUGAUGCAAGUUGCUAAAUCAGAUGUAAAGGUAAAAUAUAUAUUUAAUAAGCGAGAAGUAUUAUUUUAUUACUGAAAUUUAUUUCUAAAGCAAAUUUAUUUUGUAGGUAUUUCACUUAGGAAAUUUUGCUUUGCCUUAAAACACAAACAAAGUAAACCUAUCUUGUGAUCUGCUUGCCUAAACGUUCCUUGCCGUGUAGGUGGAUUUUGAAAUUCUUUGAAAAUGUGUAUUUUUCACUUUCAUUUGGAUUAAACAAAAAUAGAGGUCACAGACUUUGUAAAUCAGUGUGUGGUUUCUUGUUGAAUCAUCAAAGCUACCUAUAUGUACUUUAUAAUUCAAUGUUUCAUUAGUAAAAAAUUGCCAACAUUUUCUCUCCCUCUUUCUCAUCUCCUUACACUUGAACUUAGUUUCCUAUCUUUCCCAUUCCCAGUGGUCACAGUUUUACAGAGCAAGACAUUUUUAGAAAUUAAAGAUGUGUGAGUUCUAUGUAAGAAGAAUGUGUUAGUAGCAUCCAUCUGCUGAUCAAAUAGGCAUUGGAUCUGCCACCAGAAAGUGAAAUAGAUUGUAGCUACAAAAGCAUUUUAUCAAUAUAAGUCGGGAAAAAAGACGAAAACUGUGAACUUCUGAUAUUUUUAAUAUAAAAACUGUGUUCCCAAUGAGUAUUUGCUCUCUGAUUUUGUGUUAAUGUUAUCACCUAUGAUUUGUACGCUAAUGCUGAUACGACAUCCACAUUCUCAACAUGAAGACAACAGUUCCUAUAGCAUAUUUUUAACAUUAAGACAUUUUUGAAAACAGAUGUCAUCUUAGAAGUUGUAUUUUUAAGUGCAAAUAAAUCAUCCCAACUUGAAGUCAA
Messenger RNA from Mustela lutreola (European mink), 9725 nucleotides. RefSeq names its product tetratricopeptide repeat domain 39B (gene TTC39B). Gene Ontology annotation, biological process: regulation of cholesterol metabolic process; regulation of cholesterol efflux; cholesterol homeostasis. Gene Ontology annotation, molecular function: protein binding. Lineage: Eukaryota; Metazoa; Chordata; Mammalia; Carnivora; Mustelidae. The record is from RefSeq and is a predicted model, not a curated record.